AAUAGUGAGGACAGAGAUGGGAGAGGCUGCGCGUUCACGACUCCCUUUCUCGCUCCGUCGCGUCGGGAGCGCGCAAUGAAUCCCACACUGGCUGGAGAGGAAAAAAGCGCCGGCGGACUGCAACAGCGACUCAUCGGGAAAAAAAUGUCCCCUCCACCGCCCUUCAUCAACGCUGAUUUCUGCAAGAGUGAUGUGAAAGGAUCCGCUGCGAAUAAGGACUCGAGUUUUUUGGACCAUUGAACUUGUUUAAUCGGAUCGUACACUACAGGAAGUGAUUGAAAACACACAGGGAUUGAAGUUCACAUAGGACAGGUGCAAAAAAAAAUGGCGAGACGGCUCCUGCAGCUCCUUGCCUUGUGGACGGCUGUGGUCGGCAAUGUGCAGUGCUGCCCAGAGCUCUGCAGCUGCCAGGAUAAAUUUGCCCACCAGUUUGCUGACUGUGCUUACAAAGAGCUGCUGGAGGUACCCUUGGGUCUCCCCUCCAAUGUUACCACCGUGAGCCUUUCUGCCAACAAGAUUAAAUUACUGAAAAGUAAAAGCUUUAUCAAUAUCACACAAGUCACCUCUCUCUGGCUGGCCCACAAUGAGAUUGUUACCAUAGAAACGGACACCUUGGCCCCCUUGAUCCAGCUCCGCAACCUGGACAUCAGCUUCAACAAAAUUGUGAACUUUCCCUGGGAGGAUCUGCACAACCUCACAGCCCUGCAGCUUCUGAAAAUAAACAACAAUGAGAUGGUGAACCUUCCAAAAGACGCCUUUUCCACUCUCAAAGACCUACGGUCACUGCGGAUCAACCACAACAAGUUCACCGUCAUUGAGCAGGGGACAUUCAUUGCUCUCUCCUCCAUGUCUCACCUGCAGAUUUUUAACAACCCUUUCACAUGCUCCUGCAACCUGGAGUGGCUGAGGGAUUGGAUCACGACCACGAAGAUUUCUAUCCCCAAUCCAGCAUCAAUUACAUGCGAGGCCCCCGAACACCUAAAUGGCACGAUGGUUACGUUGAUUCCCAAGCUGGACUGUAUAGCCCCUACCGUCAAAAUAACCACAGAGCCCAACAUUGAGCACACAGAGAUCAACGAGGGAUUGAUGGUCAUCUUAAAUUGUGAGACAAAGGGGAGCCCCCCACCACAGAUCAGCUGGGAGGUGACUGCAGGAAAUCAGAAUUUUCUGUUCCCCGUGCCCUCCACCGCAGAGACUAAUGACGUGCCAAUUAAUGAUAAAACCACCAACGGGCGAUUCCUCGCCUUUAGGAACGGCUCUCUCAUCAUCCCUCGGAUGAGUAAAAAGGAAGAUGGAAAUUACCGCUGCUCUGCGGGGAACGAUUUAGGCAGGGCUGAGAGCAGCGUUAAACUGGCUAUGGCGGUCACCCUAAAACAUGGCAAAGACCCGAAGCUCGAUUCUACACUGGACAAGAUCCGCCCAUCGGUUAAAAAGCCUGCAGAGCCCGGGAGCUCCAAAAACAACGUGAUCAACUGGACCACGCCCAACGGAAAGACAAAGGGAGGCCCCGAAGGUUCAUCAGACAAAAGUGCCGGCACGGGGCAGGUCGUAAAGGACCCCACCUUUGCAAGCAAGUGUGGCGUGAGGGAAAGCAGUGAAUACAUCUCGAACCACGCCUUCAACCUGAGCUUGGAUGACCUGAAGCAGUACACGUUCGAUUUCGGUGUCAUCGCCUUAGAAGUGUCAGAGACAGAGGCCAAAGUUCAGCUAAAUCCGCUGCAGCUUCCCAGCAGCAAAUCUAACCUUCAUGUGAGUCAGACUGAAAACCAGGACACAGUGAGUAAAGAUGCCUUUGGCCCGUACCAGUCCUCAUCCAGUAAAGCCACCUUGGACAUGCUCUACCUCUGUGUAAAUACAGGCAAUGGACACUCCAUGGUACAGUGGUCCAAUAUAGAGGAGGGGGUGAACGCCUACCGCUUCCAUGGUUUACAUCCCGGCACCAAUUACACACUUUGUCUCACCUAUGGGGGGCAGGACUGCCAAGUCCAAGUGGUCUUCACGACCAGGAAGAAGAUCCCCUCCCUGCUUAUCAUUGUGGUUGUUAGCAUUUUCCUACUGGGUCUGGCCACCGUCCCCUUAUUUGGGGCCACUUGCUGUCAUUUGUUAUACAAGUACCAAGGAAAGACCUACAAGCUGAUCAUGAAGGCUCAGAAUCCGGAUCAGAUGGAGAAACAGACGACAGGAGAUUUUGAUCCCAGGGCGUCCUUCGUGGAGUCGGAGAAGACCUUCGAGCCCAGCGAGAUAGGCGAGGGGGAGGGAGAGGGCGAUGGGGAGGAAGGGGAGGCGGACGGGAGCGUGGUGACAGAGUCCAUCCCCGGUUCCUCAUCCAAAACCAACCAGGAGGAGUUCGAAGUGGGCUCGGAGUACAGUGACCGAUUACCGCUGGGAGCGGAGGCGGUCAACAUCUCGGAGGAGAUCAACGGCAACUACAAGGAGCCAAGCCGCUGAGCUCCACGGACGUCCGCGACUCUGUAUCCUGCCAGAUGUUUUACUUUUAAGAAGCACACAUUCCAGCCGGUAAAUCACCCACCUCACCAUUACUUCACGUGAACACCGAUGGCUUCUCAUUCCAAAAAAAAGGUGGAUCUUUUGAAUUGUUUUUACCUCAGAAAGUAGUCCGCGAAUCACUAGAAAGUGUGAAUUACAUCAUGUGACAUUUUUAGUGAACUGUAAGUUUAAAUUAGGAAACGCAAGUUUACAAUGCAAAGCACAGACUUAUGCAGUUUGUAAGACCUCAAAACUGACAUGAAAAUCAGCUAAAUGUUCCCUUUCUGCGCGGUUUGGGCGCAGAUUGUGCAAACGGCGGCGCGCAGAAUUCAACGGAGUUUUACAAAACGGCGUUCAAACGUAUUAACCGUUUUAAAUAACACAAACAACAAGUGCCAUAUUUUCUAAAGAGAUUGCAAAUACAGUGACAUCAGGGAUCUCUCACUGACAUGUUGCCACCGUAUCGGCACCGCGGCUCCGCGCGUCCGCGCGCACAUUCGGGUGGUGAUAUUUGAUCAAGGGAUGCACAUAUUUGGUUUUUGGUGCUGACUUGCUCGCCGUCCUGUGAGACCAAAUAAAAAAAAGAAGCGACAUUGUGUUUGUGCUCGACGGGACAUCCCGGCUAAUUUACCCGCAAAAUGUUGUUCCGCGUAAUGUAAGGCUUUAAAAAUUGUGCGACUUUAAAGCUCUUUUAAUUAACGGCUGCUUGCUUACUCACGCUUUCUACAUGCGACGUGUCCAUGGCAUGCCACGUAGCCUAUUGCCGUGUGUGGUUUGUAUUAGUGUAGACUAGAGGACUUUAGAUGUUGCUGUCGACCUGUGAUGUAAAGCCAUGUCAAUUGAAAUGUUAUUUACAUUUUUUUUACGAGGGUCAGUUUCUAUGAAGCCUCACCUAAAGGUGUGUGUUGUAUUUGGAGUUUUUGUGAACUGUUGUAAAACCAAACGAAAAAACAAGACCCGUAACCUUUUAAGAUUUUUUUAUAUCUUAUGUAAGUGGAAUUAAUAAAACAUGAAACUCUA
This is a messenger RNA of Pungitius pungitius (ninespine stickleback), 3507 nucleotides long. RefSeq names its product immunoglobulin superfamily containing leucine-rich repeat 2 (gene islr2). Gene Ontology annotation, molecular function: protein binding. Lineage: Eukaryota; Metazoa; Chordata; Actinopteri; Perciformes; Gasterosteidae. The record is from RefSeq and is a predicted model, not a curated record. Bases 325 to 2448 code for a protein of 707 amino acids. The transcript is spliced from 2 exons.